AUGGCUCCAAGUACUGGCGGGAGCCCUCCACAAAGUGUGAACCAGAUUACCAAGACCGCCCAGGAGUAUGAGUACAACCCUGGUGUUCCACUCAAAUAUUGGCUCCGGACUGCGGCCACUCUGAUCCGCGAGGCCCGAAUCUACGAGCGCGAAGGCCACGACGAGCAAGCCUAUCUCUUACUCUUCCGACACGCCCAGCUGGUCCUGGUAAACCUGUCAAAACAUCCCGAUGCCAAUAAAGACGAUACGCGACAGGCCUUGGUGGCUGCCGAGAAAGAAGUCGAGAAAAACCUCGCCAAAUUAGAAGUUCUGCGACCGAGAAUCAACAAGCGAUAUGAACGGCACACCCAAUUAAUGCGCGAGCGAGAUUCUCGAAAGUUACCUUCGGAACCUACACCAGUGCUUGGACAACAAAGACCAGCGGACCCUGCUCUGAGUGGCGUGGCGGAACCAUUGGAAGCUGGCGAAAACCGUGACCUAGCCGUUCGUUUAGCUCAAUCCGAACUCAGUCGCAGAGCUACUGUACGAAAGAAUGAAGACGAUAAUCGCCGAGCGGCGGGUGUAUGGGGCGGUUGGGAAACUGCGCUCAAGACUGAUAAGCCGCCCGCCGAUGAUGAUCUCAGCCGGCGAAUUCAGAACAUAAGAUCCAACAUUGAUCACACACAGCCUUUGCCUCAGACCCAACGCUAUGCACAGAACCCUGUCAUACGCGAAUCUCCUGCCGUAUCAGCCACUUACAACUAUCCAAGCGUCCCACGCCAGAAAACGUUUGAGCCAUCUGUUCUACCAGGCCAAAUCGCGAUCCUGGACAAGAAUGUUCAACGACAACCACCCCCGGUCUUGCCGCCAAAGGAACGUACUGAGCCGCAGAGAGCAUCAUUAGUCGAUGGUUCGCCCCCUCCGCUUCCAUCCAAGGUGUCACCAGCACCGUCGGCAUCUGCAAAAAUACCAGCAUCCAACGAUGGAGAAACAUCAACUUCCUCCGACCUCGACCCCUCAAGCUACACUUUCAAGCCCUCAGCUUACCUUGAGAAUGGAAGUCCACUGCGCUCCGUGUUUCUUCCAUCUAGUCUCCGAGGUCGUUUCUUGUCUCUGGCAUCCUCUAACACCCGCCAAAACCUAGAGACAUGUGGUAUUCUUUGCGGUACACUAGUCUCCAACGCCUUAUUCAUAUCUAGGCUUAUUAUUCCAGAGCAAAUAUCUACAUCAGACACCUGCGAAACUACCAAUGAAUCAGCGAUAUUUGACUAUUGCGACUCUGAAGAUCUGAUCAUGCUGGGAUGGAUUCACACACACCCAUCGCAGACCUGUUUCAUGAGUUCUCGAGACUUGCACACCCAUUCCGGGUACCAAGUGAUGCUCCCAGAGAGUAUUGCUAUUGUCUGUGCACCAAGUAAGGACCCGGACUGGGGUGUCUUCCGCUUGACUGAUCCUCCUGGCCUGAAGACGGUUCUCAACUGCAGACAGACGGGACUGUUUCAUCCCCAUGCCGAACAAAAUAUAUAUACAGGCGCUUUACGGCCAGGGCAUGUCUUUGAGGUUAAUGGCCUAGAAUAUGAGACUGUCGAUUUACGACCCAAGGAUGCACGUUGA
Molecule: messenger RNA, 1593 nt
Organism: Penicillium angulare
Lineage: Eukaryota; Fungi; Ascomycota; Eurotiomycetes; Eurotiales; Aspergillaceae
Product: putative endosome-associated ubiquitin isopeptidase (AmsH)
Exons: 2
Coding region: 1-1593 (530 amino acids)
Biological process (GO): protein K63-linked deubiquitination
Cellular component (GO): membrane; endosome
Molecular function (GO): metal-dependent deubiquitinase activity; K63-linked deubiquitinase activity; protein binding
Source: RefSeq, a predicted model, not a curated record